AUGCCGAAGGACGUCAAGCAGAAGUCUGGCAUCAUUGCCGGCAUCAACGCUGGCCACAAGGUCACCCCCAGGACUCCUGCCGCCAGGAUCUCCAGGAGGAAGGGUUUCCUUUCCAAGCGCACCGCUUUCGUCAGGGAGAUCACCCGUGAGGUCGCCGGUCUUGCCCCCUACGAGAAGCGCGUCAUCGAACUCCUCCGUAACUCCAAGGACAAGCGUGCCCGCCGUCUUGCGAAGAAGAGGCUCGGUACCUUCGGUCGCGCGAAGAGAAAGGUUGACGAGAUGACCAAGGUUAUCGCCGAGUCGAGGCGUGCUGGUCACUAA
This is a messenger RNA of Ascochyta rabiei, 321 nucleotides long. Its product is annotated as ribosomal protein L36. The coding region runs from base 1 to 321 and encodes 106 amino acids. The record is from RefSeq and is a predicted model, not a curated record. Gene Ontology annotation, molecular function: structural constituent of ribosome. Gene Ontology annotation, cellular component: cytosolic large ribosomal subunit; ribosome. NCBI's taxonomy places the organism in Eukaryota, Fungi, Ascomycota, Dothideomycetes, Pleosporales, Didymellaceae. The transcript has 4 exons. Gene Ontology annotation, biological process: cytoplasmic translation.